Messenger RNA from Laccaria bicolor S238N-H82, 447 nucleotides. RefSeq lists its product as uncharacterized. The coding region runs from base 1 to 447 and encodes 148 amino acids. The record is from RefSeq and is a predicted model, not a curated record. Lineage: Eukaryota; Fungi; Basidiomycota; Agaricomycetes; Agaricales; Hydnangiaceae. The transcript has 3 exons.
AUGAAUGUCGAAGAAACAAAAGAAAAAGGAUGGCCUGGUGAUUAUUGGGUGAUUACUCAGGCUGAAGGCUAUAGCACGAGACUUGCAAUGCGAUCUCUUGAUGGAGUUGUUGAUGAGGAGUCUGCAGAAGAGACAGAGGGUGACAAAGAGGUCAUUGAAGAGGGUGCUGAAGAGGUUAUUCCAGGUACUGGGGAGGUGAACAAUCAAGAGCUUGAAGGUGAUUGUGUUUUAGUCAAGCAUCUCUUGGGGAUCACUUUGAUCACACACCUUUAUCUUCAGAAGUAUCAACAUCCAGAGCAGGGAGACAAAGUCGGAUUAGAACCUUGGAGCAAGUGCCAAGAUGAGCUGAUCUGUGCUGAUUUUGGGUGUGAGCAAGCUGUUUCUGCGCUGUUACUCACCAGGUGCAACUUUUUUUACCAUCUUACAUGUUGUGGGCUCCUUGAAUGA